AUGCGUCCUUUCCUCCAAACUAUUGUACUCCUCGCAUCCAGCGUAAGCCUGGCUUGGGCGGCGCUACCGUCUUCUUCCCAAUUCGACCUGUCAGCGCCAUCUUACGACCUCUUCCGCAGCAAGCCCCUUGCUGACGCGACAGUCCAACAAGGCUUCUCCUUCGACAAUGUCAAUCAUCGCCUCUUUGUCGCCCAACGCCGCGACGGGUCCUCCGAAACCGCCGGCGAUCUGUGUAUCACCCAGCUUGAUUUCCACGGAAACAUUGUCGGAUCAAUGGACCUGAUCGGGUUUGGCCACGGCGUGUCCUUUGCCGCUCAGCCAGUCGUUUGUCAAUGGCAAAACUCUGUCGCAUACCGAUGCCUCGCUCGCGAAAUUCACUGCUGUUGA
Molecule: messenger RNA, 387 nt
Organism: Aspergillus terreus NIH2624
Lineage: Eukaryota; Fungi; Ascomycota; Eurotiomycetes; Eurotiales; Aspergillaceae
Exons: 2
Coding region: 1-387 (128 amino acids)
Source: RefSeq, a predicted model, not a curated record